Helianthus annuus (common sunflower) is the source of this 1475-nucleotide messenger RNA. RefSeq lists its product as uncharacterized. The record is from RefSeq and is a predicted model, not a curated record. The transcript is spliced from 9 exons. Bases 591 to 1475 code for a protein of 294 amino acids. Gene Ontology annotation, molecular function: protein binding. NCBI's taxonomy places the organism in Eukaryota, Viridiplantae, Streptophyta, Magnoliopsida, Asterales, Asteraceae.
UCUGUUAAUUGUUGUUCUUGCAUUAUAUGUCAAUUUUGUGUUAUAAUAAUCUCAUUCAUAUUUGUGACUACCAACUGUUAGAAUGAAUGCCCAAGUGAGUUUUAUUAUGAAUUUCAUACGGGCCUGUUUCAAUCCAUGCAUCACAUGAGUGUUUAUGGUGACAGUGCAGGAAAGCGUUGCAAGAUGGAGAAAACAGCAAGAAAAGGAAGGAAAAAAGUGCGCGUGUUGAACCAUCGGGAACCAGGAAGGCGCAGCAGCAGCAGAGCCGGUUUAAGUCAUUAAGGGAAGACGAGCUGCAGGGCCCGCCGUCACGCACCAGGGCUAGCCUCAAGAGAAGGCACUAUGAACCUUCAUCAACCAAGCUCAAGGUGGAAAAGAAAGUCAAUCAAGAAGAUCAAUCUAUAAAGGGUGAGACUGAUGCAAUCACGGAAGAACCAUUGGGAGCAUCGUCUAUCACUCAGCCGUUGCCUGAUAAACACACAUUAGAGCUCAUUAUCGACACGCUGCAAAGGAAGGAUAUAUAUGAGAUAUUUGCUGAACCAGUUGACCCUGAAGAGGUUGAGGAUUACUAUGAAAUCAUUGAGGAGCCAAUGGAUUUUGGGACCAUGAGAGCCAAACUUCAUGAAGGAUUGUAUACUUCCCUUGAACAAUUUGAGCAUGAUGUAUUUCUAAUAUCAGGGAACGCGAUGCAUUUCAACUCUUCGGGUACUAUUUUCUUCAGACAGGCUCAUGGAAUAGAUAAACUAGCCAAGAGAGUUUUCCAUGUCCUGAGAACAAAUCCAGAAAACUUCGAGUCGGAAUUCUCAGGAAGUAGGCGUAGAUCUUGCAGGAGAUCGCAGGAUGAAAUUCACGAGUUCAACAACAAUUUUUUCUUAAAAGAAAAGUCGAAAGCCGGUGGAGAUGGUAAAAGAUGUGAUCCCAUUGAAGUGGAUCGAAGAUCCACUUAUAAACCAGACUUGAAUCUCAACAAUGAUACUUGGUCAAAAUCUUUGAUCUAUUUAAACCAACAUGAUCACAGCUACAGUCAAAGCUUAAUGCAGUUCGUCAAAGACUUGGGCCCAACUGCUCAAAUGGUGGCUAAACGAAAACUCCAAAACAUAACGGUAAAUCCUCAACCAACAAUGCGUGAGUUAGGGAAACAAUCUCAACUCCCAACCGGCCAAAUGUGGUUUAAUUCUUCUCGAUCUAUUUCAACUAUGAAGCCGAUGAAUAGAGAUAAUGUAUUUGAGCGCGAUGAAAGCAGUAGACAUAGCAUGGUUAUGAGUUGUUCUAGUGGGCGUAUGGAUUCAGUCAUUACUUCAGCGUCGUCGUUGCCUGCAUGGCUUCGACAGGAGCCUUGUGCGUCAAGAUUUGCUGUUGUUUCAGGGUCUUUGAGGUCGAAUUUUGGGAGGAUAAAUGAGGGAAGGGAAUGUGAAGAAGGUAGUUGCAGUUAUAAUAAACCGUUUGAUCCUAGAGAUUUGACUCUUCAACUGUAA